Molecule: messenger RNA, 1773 nt
Organism: Camellia sinensis
Lineage: Eukaryota; Viridiplantae; Streptophyta; Magnoliopsida; Ericales; Theaceae
Product: sugar transport protein 14-like
Biological process (GO): monosaccharide transmembrane transport
Cellular component (GO): membrane
Molecular function (GO): monosaccharide transmembrane transporter activity
Source: RefSeq, a predicted model, not a curated record
AAAUUGGAAAAAAUUUGAAAUAUGAAGGACUAAAAUGAGAAUAUAGCCAAAUAUAUCGGGAACAAAGUGUAAUUUACCCUUUCAUUUUCAUGCAUGUAAAUAUAGGUUCUUGCAGGGAGAGAGAGAGAAAGGAGCUGAUCAAUGGCAGGUGGAGCAUUUGGUGAUGGAGGAAAUGAAAAAAGGGCACAUCUUUAUGAGUACAGAAUUACUGGUUAUUUCAUAUUUGCUUGUGUUGUUGCAGCUCUAGGAGGGUCACUGUUUGGAUAUGAUCUUGGUGUUUCUGGUGGAGUGACUUCGAUGGACGAUUUCUUGAAGGAAUUCUUCCCAAAAGUGUACAGAAGGAAACAAGCACAUCUCAAAGAGACCGAUUACUGUAAAUAUGACAACCAAAUCCUCACGCUUUUCACUUCCUCUCUGUACUUUGCAGCCCUUGUCUCGACCUUCGCGGCUUCAACCCUAACCAGAAAGAAAGGCAGGCGAGCGAGCAUCCUCGUCGGAUCAGUUAGUUUCUUUUUAGGAGGAGUUGUCAAUGCCGCCGCACAGAACAUUGCAAUGCUGAUCAUCGGUAGAAUAUUUCUAGGUUUUGGCAUUGGAUUCGGCAAUCAAGCAGUUCCUCUGUAUCUUUCAGAAAUGGCACCAGCAAAAGUCCGAGGAGCGGUUAACCAACUGUUUCAACUAACAACCUGCAUAGGGAUUGUUGUCGCAAACUUCAUUAAUUACGGAACCGAAAAGAUCCAUCCUUGGGGGUGGAGAUUAUCACUGGGUUUAGCCACACUCCCGGCAACUUUCAUGUUUGUUGGAGGACUUUUCCUCCCGGAAACCCCCAAUAGUCUUGUAGAACAAGGCAGAUUAGAAGAAGGUAGAAAAGUACUAGAGAAAGUAAGAGGUACCAAGAAUGUUGAUGCAGAAUUUGCCGAUCUUGUAGAUGCAAGCGAAGCAGCACGGGCCAUAAAAAACCCGUUCAGGAACCUCCUCAAGCGAAAGAAUCGCCCACAGUUGGUGAUUGGUGCUUUGGGGAUUCCUGCUUUCCAACAACUCACUGGCAAUAACUCUAUUCUCUUCUAUGCUGUAAGAGGAUUAGGGAGUUUGAGCGCGAGGUGUCACGCGCGCGUGGAGACGAACGCUACCUCACUAGUUGUGGCUGCUUUGAUAUCAAUGGCAUUUGUCGACAAGUUUGGGAGAAGAGCUUUCUUUUUGGAAGCUGGUGCUGAAAUGAUAAUCUGCAUGGUGGUGGUGGCCAUUACGUUGGCUCUGAAAUUCGGACAAGGAGCUCCAAUUCCAAAAGGAAUCGGCAUCUUCCUAGUCAUUGUAAUUUGCAUAUUCGUCUUGGGUUUCGGAAGGUCAUGGGGUCCACUGGGAUGGUUAGUUCCAAGUGAGCUUUUUCCCUUGGAGACGAGAUCAGCUGGCCAAAGUCUGGUGGUCUGUGUCAAUAUGAUCUUCACAGCUCUCAUCGCGCAGUGUUUCCUCGUGUCUCUCUGCCACCUCAAAUAUGGUAUCUUCUUGCUGUUUGCGGGCUUAAUCCUCAUCAUGAGCAGCUUCAUCUUUUUCCUCUUGCCAGAAACAAAGCAAGUUCCAAUUGAGGAGAUACAUUUUUUGUUUCAAAACCACUGGUUUUGGAAGAGAUAUGUUGGUACUGAUGCUGAUGAGAAUCCCGGGCAUGCAUGAAUUCCCAAAAACAUUGUAAUAAAUCGAUGAUUCAUCAACAAUUGUGUUAUGAAAUAACUUCUAGUUCGGUCAAUAUUCAGAAAAAUACAGUGUUUCCUUUAAGCAAAA